UAAGGUAGUCACCUGCCCAAGGUCACACAGCGAGGAAGUGCUUCGCAUACAGAAACCCCGCGGGCUUCCCGCCCUCGGAGCGGCCGCGGGAGGCCGGGAGGGCCCCUGCCUCCUCCCGCGGGGCCUGGCGGGCGGCCGCCUCCCGCUUAUCGCAGCCCCGGCCCCGCGGCCCCGCCCCCUCGGGGAGGCUGCCGCACGGAGGCGCCCGGCCGGGAAGGGCCUGGCCAGCUGUGUCCGGUGGAGGCAACUGCUGACCCAGCUGAGGACUGUGCCAGAGGUGGAGGCAGCGUGGAGAAGGAGCGCUGCCCCCCCGCCCACCCCGGGGCUGCAUCAUGGACCACCUCGGGGCGCCCCUCUGGCCUGGAGUCGGCUCCCUCUGGCUCCUGCUCACCGGGGCCGCCCUGGCUCCCCCUCCUAACGCCCCGGGCCCCAAGUUUGAAAGCAAAGCGGCCCUGCUGGUGGCCCACGGGCACCAGGAGCUCCUGUGCUUCACCGAGCGGCUGGAGGACCUGGUGUGCUUCUGGGAGGAAGCGGCCAGCGCGGGGGUGAGCCCCGACAACUACAGCUUCUCCUACCAGCUCGAGGGUGAGCAGUGGAAGCCGUGCCGCCUGCACCAGGCCCCCGCGGCCCGCGGGGCGGUGCGCUUCUGGUGCUCGCUGCCCACGGCCGACACGUCGAGCUUCGUGCCCUUGGAGCUGCGCGUCACGGCGGCCGCGUCCGGCGCGCCACGCUACCGCCGAGUCAUCCAGAUCAACGAAGUGGUGCUCCUGGACCCCCCCGCGGGGCUAGAGGCGCGGCGCGCGGACGAGGGCGGCCACGUGGUGCUGCGCUGGCUCCCACCUCCUGGGGCCCCCAUGGCGAGCCUCAUCCGCUACGAGGUGAACAUCUCCGCAGGCGGCGCCGCGGGGAGCGCGCGGAAGGUGGAGAUCCUGGACGGCCGCACGGAGUGCGUGCUGAGCAACCUGCGGCGCGGGACGCGCUACACCUUCGCGGUGCGCGCGCGGAUGGCCGAGCCGAGCUUCGACGGCUUCUGGAGCGCUUGGUCGGAGCCCGCGUCGCUGCUGACAGCCAGUGACCUGGACCCGCUCAUCCUGACGCUCUCCCUCAUCCUCGUGCUCAUCCUGCUGCUGUUGGCCGUGUUCGCCCUCCUCUCGCACCGCCGGACUCUGAAGCAGAAGAUCUGGCCUGGCAUCCCAAGCCCCGAGAGUGAAUUUGAGGGCCUUUUCACCACCCACAAGGGUAACUUCCAGCUGUGGCUGUAUCAGAAGGACGGCUGUCUGUGGUGGAGCCCCUGUACCCCCUUCGCAGAGGACCCACCUGCCCCACUGGAAGUCCUUUCUGAACGCUGCUGGGGGGUGACCCCCUUAGUGGAGCCAAGGACAGAUGAUGAGGGGCCCCUGCUGCAGCCAGUGGACGGUGAGCGGGCCCAGGACACCUACCUGGUGCUGGACAGGUGGUUGCUGCCCAGGAGCCCACCCAGCGAGGACCCCCCGCAGUCUGGUGGCGGUCUGGACAUAGCAGCCACGGAUGAAGGCUCAGAAGCAUCCUCCUGCUCAUCGGUUUUGGCCCUGAAACCAGAGGGGGCCUCAGCGGCCAGCUUUGAGUACACCAUCCUGGACCCCAGCUCCCAGCUCUUGCGCCCAAGGGCGCUGCCCCCUGAGCUGCCCCCCACCCCACCCCACCUGAAGUACCUGUACCUCGUGGUGUCGGACUCUGGCAUCUCAACUGACUACAGCUCAGGGGGCUUCCAGGGAGUCAAGGGGGACUCAUCCAAUGGCCCCUACUCCAACCCUUACGAGAAUAACCUUGUCCCGGCUCCCGAGCCUUCGCCUCCCAGCUAUGUGGCCUGCUCCUAGGACUCUAGUCCUCAGAUGCUGGCGGCCCAGCAUGGCCUCUGUGCUGGUCUAGGGCCCAGGCCCAUCUCGCAGGCCCGUGAGGCCUCCCUCGGGACCAGGGGCAUUUCUGAUCUUGGCUCUGUGCCUAACCCACCCUCAGGAAGUCACAACCUUGCAGUAUUUCUAAAUGUACAGGUGUAUUUUUUUUUGUUUUAUAUAUAUGUAUAAAUAUAUGUGUAGAUAUAUGGACAUAGACGGAUAGGUAUAUUGCUGCUCUUAUGGCUCAGGCUAUAUAGGGGAACAGUAUAAAAGACUGUGAGCUCAGUUUGAAAGUCAGGACUUGGAAGUCCGAAUAAUCAUCAUAAUAAAAUGGACUAACCACUAAAAGU
Pipistrellus kuhlii (Kuhl's pipistrelle) is the source of this 2224-nucleotide messenger RNA. RefSeq names its product erythropoietin receptor (gene EPOR). Lineage: Eukaryota; Metazoa; Chordata; Mammalia; Chiroptera; Vespertilionidae. The coding region runs from base 333 to 1856 and encodes 507 amino acids. The record is from RefSeq and is a predicted model, not a curated record. Gene Ontology annotation, biological process: hemopoiesis; cytokine-mediated signaling pathway; positive regulation of cell population proliferation. Gene Ontology annotation, cellular component: external side of plasma membrane; membrane. The transcript is spliced from 8 exons. Gene Ontology annotation, molecular function: erythropoietin receptor activity; protein binding.